This is a messenger RNA of Mugil cephalus (flathead mullet), 1874 nucleotides long. RefSeq lists its product as uncharacterized. The record is from RefSeq and is a predicted model, not a curated record. Bases 70 to 1269 code for a protein of 399 amino acids. The transcript is spliced from 4 exons. Lineage: Eukaryota; Metazoa; Chordata; Actinopteri; Mugiliformes; Mugilidae.
CAAGCAGUUCGUGACUACUAGCACUUGUUUUGAGAAGAUUUUUACAAAACACAAUCGCAAGUUUGAGUGAUGGCAACGACAACAACCAAAGCCAUGGACCAAACAAACAGUCCACAAGAAGAGGAGACUCCUCUGACUAGAGUGGACGUGACUCGCCACAUGGUGGAUUACUACUUCGGGAUUAUUGAUCCCAAGCAGUGGGCCUUUCUGCUGAAAGGAAACCCAGACGACAAGACCAGGUACAUCCUGGCAGAGCUACUCAUGGACUUGAUGGACCUGAUGCUCAUCACCCAACCAAGGCUCUCAGAGGAGGAGAUGAGAGGACUUAAACCUUGGGAGCGUCUGGCAUCCAGUUUGGGGGAGGCUCUACCCCAAACUCUUCCUCAAAGUCUGAUUGUCCCUGAUAAGGUCUUUCGCAAGAUCUUGGACUCUUUGAGGAUCAUCGUAUAUAGAGUAGCAGCAGUAGGGUGCGUCAAGUGCAUGCUCUUAGCCGACAACCACCCGAAGCCAUAUGCACAGUACAGAACUGCAUUCCUCCGAAUGGUGAAGGAAAUGGUCAAUUGUACCAUAAAAAUGCUGUGCAAUGACAACAAGAGACUGAUGUGCCAACAUCAGCGACUCCACCUGAAACUCAGCCUGGUCACUUCCAAACUGAGACUCCCUGAAAACAAGGAACAUGUGGAGUCAAGAACACCUGGAGUUAACAACAAUGACAUACCAGAGAGUCUGGAAGUGACUCCUGAGCCAGACCUGAGCCAGGCGCCCGACGUCACAGACGUCACCCCUGUGGACGUCUCAGUGCCUUCAGACACUAAUUCAGUGUCAGCCUUCGCCUUGGAGGAUGAACAAGACCCAAGAGCAAAGGAGAAAACCUUCGUGAGCAGGGUCACAGAGAAGAUAAUUUCUCGGGCCCUUAGAAAGUCCAGGACGACCUCCUCCACCUCAGACUCCCUCCAAGCCAUCCACCAGCGGCUCUACACCAAGAUCUGGGAGGAAGUCCAGAGCCAGGGUCUUAACAUCAACCCGGACAAACUGAGGGACAUGGACAAGGGCAUUUUCAACGACACCUGCAAACAGUUACGCUGCUCCAAAUCAUCCGUGUGGACUCGUAUGGUGUCAGUGGAUCCACCAGUAGAAGACAUCAUCAUGACUUCUUUCACAAAGCAUGUGAAGAGAUCAGAGGAACCUGGAGCCAUCAGGAGGUUCUUCACAGCUCUAGGCAGAGCUUUCUGCAGACCUACAGCCAGCCCCACAGUACUGGUGUCUUAACUCAACAUCGACAUCACCAUCGACAAAUCCACCGCAGAGCUCAAGCAGGAGGUUACCUACUUCACCCCCUCUUCCCCUCUACUGUUGCUGCUAGUCAGAGAGUAAUGGAGGGGUUGGUUACUUCCAUCUGGGGACACCUCCUCCUCCACUAGUUGCUGCUUGUCAGAGAGCAGUGGAGGAGAGGUCACCGAAAUGUGGGCACACUUCCUGUUCUUGCCUGUUUGUGGGUUUGGAUUUGAGCUUGUCUCGUCAUCUCGAUGGGCACCAGUACCACCUGACAUCAAGAGGGCCAGGGAUCGAUUCCCUGCAUCAUCUGUGCUGCUGCUGCUGCUGCUGCUGCUGCUGCUGUGAACAUCUCUUCAUCUGCUAUUUAUUAGCAGAAUAAAAAAAAAACGUGUUUCAUUUCUCAUCAUGUCAAUUCAAUUCAAUUCAAUUUUAUUUAUAAAGCUCAUUUCAUGCACAAGGCAGACUCAAUGUGCUUUACAAGAGGUAUACAUAGUUACAAUACACACAGUUACAUAAACAUCUGUUUGGAAUCAAUUGAAAGGUAUAGGUGCAAGUAAACAAUCAUAUGUAUGCCAUUUUCACCACAUACACACUUAAAC